UAAACCUGUUUCUUUUGUAAACUGCCCAGUCUCGGGUAUGUCUUUAUCAGCAGUGUGAAAACAGACUAAUACAACGACUUACAGAUUAUGAAGAAAUAAUGUUUUGUACAAGGUGUAUACUUUUGGAUUUUGGGUGUUCUGAUUAGACCCCAUUGAUUUCUUGGGAACACUGCCCCUACUAAUCUGAAUGCUUCUGCAAGCAAUAGACUAUACUUAAUUGUCUUUUGUCUCCCAUCAGUUGAGAGCCACAUGUUUAAAUGAAAUGAAAAACUGUUUCAUUUCAAAUUCAAAAACAGUGUAUUUUGCUAAAAGCCAUGCCUAAGGAAGAAAAGUAGGGUAUUUAUUUCUGUAUAUAGAAGGAAUAUUUUAAUCUCCUGAUUUAUGGUUCCUCGGCCACAGUCUUUGUUUGUUCUUUCAUUUAGCCUUCAACUUUAUGAAGAGAAGAGGUCAUUUUCUCUUGAAAUUUAGUUUUCCAUUUUCUUUAUAAUCAGAUGGUAACUAUUUCAGAUGCACUCUCAGCAGGAAAACAUUGAACAUUUUUAAAUAAAUACAUUUACUGCAACUAAACCAGCCAUAGCAUGUCUGCUCAUUAAGGUUUGAAUUUUGUUAAAUGUUUGCUAAAAACAUAUCCUUAUGUCCUAGAAAAACAAUUCACUAUUCCAUUGCAGAUAUAUACAUCGAGGAAACUGAGGCCCCAAAUGAUCAUAGGAUCUGCCUCAUGUCACCCAGUUUAUUAAUGGCAGAGAUAGUUCUUGAACUAUUUAUCCUUGACUCCCACCCUUGUACUCUUUCCAGCCUGCUGUGCCACCUCCCUCUCCAAGUAAAAAUCUAUUAUCCAGUGAGACUCAAUCAAUGAUUACUACAUUCUUGUUAUUCAGAGUGUGGUCUGGGAACUAGCAUCAUGGACAAACCCUGGCAGCAUGUUAAAAUGCCGAAUCUUAGACUCCACCCCAGACCCAUGGAAUCAAAAUCUGCAUUUUUAACUCAAUUCCCAGAAGAUGUGCAGAUUGAAUUGUAUGAUAAACCUAAGAACCUAAGUUCUCAGGUGAAACUUUUUAAUUGAAUAAUAUAUUUCAUUAGGUUUUAUAGGAUUGUAAAACAUGUGCAUAUUUUUAUUUUAACUGUUAAAGCUGUUAAUUAUUCUUUAAUUUAGCUUGUUAAAUGACAGAAGUUUAGCACCAUCCAUUUAUUUAAGUGCAAAAGUAAGAGUGAUCUCUAACAUUAGGCUGGCUAUUAGAGAAAGUAAGACCUUUGGGGGCUGACAUUCAAGGCCUUUCGUAGUUUGGCGUAUAAUAGGGGGCUGUGAUGGUAUAAACAGAUUGCUAAAUGUGAAAUGGACAGUUGUUAAACUGGACUAUCCCUUUUCACUGAGAAAUACACAAUGCAUUACAAACUCAAUCUUAAAACAUUCUUGCAAACAUAAGUUGAAGGCAGGACAUUUUCUUGUCCUCUUCCUUAUAAGUGAAUAGCAGUGGUAGGAAAUGGUCUGCCAUCACAAACUUAAACUAUUUAAUUCCUGCUUUGGAAUGGAGGAGCACAGGUUUUGCCUUUGCACACUUCAUUUUGAUUCAUCUCUUAUUUUCCCCUCCUCUCCAUCUGUAUAGUCUGUGCCUUGUCCUCUUGUGUCUCACUGUUCCAGAAAUGUAUUAAACAGUCGUAUUCUUCCAAAUCAUUUUCUGUGAUGCCAACAGAAAUGCCUUUAAAAAACAAAACAAAACAAAAUCUGAUAAUCUGAGCUUAAAACUUCCAAUGUCUUCUAUUCUUAUAAGAUUAAGUAGAAACUUCUUAAUAGACCUACAUCUUAAUGUCCACCAUGAUUUGGCUCUGACCCAAUUUACUAAUGCAAUGUGUUAUCCUUGCUUGUGCUCUGGAUAAGAAAAAGAACAUUCCUGGUCUAUAAAAGGCAUUAUGGGAAAAAUGGGAGAAAUUUGAAUUUAUUCUGUAACUUUGAUCUGUGUAUCACAAGAAGUAUUGCAUCAAUGUCAAGUAAUUUUACUAGUUUUAUUAAUUGUAAUGUUUAUGUAAAAGAACAUCCUUCAUUUUAGAAAAUUACACUCAAGCGUUUAGAGUGUAAUUCUGUUUGCAGCUUUCUCUUUAGAAAGUAUUAUACAUAUAUAUAUGUAUUUAUGUACCCAUGUAUACAUAGUCUGUGGAGAGAAGGAGUCAUAUGAGAGGGAAAGAGAGAAAGUAUGCAUGGGAAUGCUGAACACAUGCAGUAACAUGUUAACAUUCAGAAAUUUAAGACUUUUAGGAUUUCUUUGUGCUAUUACUACAACUAUUCUGAGUCUAAAAUUUCAAAAUAAAAAGUGGAAAAAAAAUAAAUUUUUAUCAGCUUGUCAUGUGGAUCAUCCUGCUGCCAUUACAUUUCUGUUAUAAGAUAGUAAUCCACAAAAUAGCUUAUUGACUUAUUUUUUAAUGGAAUGAAUCUUAUGAAACAAUAGGCUUACUAUGAUUCAAGUUAUAUAUGUUAUAUACACCUAUCUAUUUUAGUAUAGAAAAUAGACUAAACGGUAAAUAUACAAAUGUUAAGGAUAGUUGUCCUUUGGCAGUGGGAUGAUGGAUGAUUUUAACUUAUAUUUUCUUUUGCUUAUCUGUUUUUUCAUAAUUUAUUCAAAUGACUUUUUAAAAAUUAGAAAAUAAAAUUAUUCAUGCAAAUUAUUUGUUAAACUUUAUUUCAUUUUGUUUUGAAAUUAAAAUUACAAGUAAUGUAUUUGCAUCUCACUUUGCAAAAUAUUAGUGUCUAUUUUAACAUUGCUUAAUCAGCAAUUAAUCUUAGUUGUUGACAGAGAAAAACAAUUGAAAAAAAUAUUGCUUUUUCCUCAACCAUUAAUCAAUAGUUGUCAUCUACUUUAACACUUGAAUUUUUACUGUAGCUGCUAGAAAUGGACACACUGAGUGGUUUGGAUAAAUAUAUAUACCUUUGUCAUGAACCCACUGGCAAAAGUAUUAUUAAGUGCCAAAGAGAACAGAAGUCAGGUACAGAGAAAACCUAAAGAGAUAAACACCCUAUAUGUUAUUUCUAUUUAAGGGACAAAAGUAGUUAUACGUUUGUUCAGUGACUAAUUCGUUGCCUAAAUAAUUGCAUUUUGGCCACACCAGGACACUCAUUGCUUAUCAAAAGGUAUUUGCUAAUUAGUAGUUUUCACCUAAAAACAAUGAAGAACAGAAAAUUGAAAAAGGAAAGCUAAACUCUUUCUUAGGGUUUGACUUUGUCCUCUUCCAUCAUCAGUCUUGGGAGAAAGACUCUGUACUUUUGGAAAUUAACAAUACUUUUUUUCUUAUUUUUUUCCCUACUUAAAAACCACAAAUACUGAAUCUAAAUUAGAAACUUUGUAAUUCCAGUGCAAAAGGUAACUCAUUUAUGUUUUUCUCAAGCAACACACACACACACACGCAGAUGUACAUGGACACUCACAUGUACAUAUUUAUUUUACUAAAAUGGGAUUCAUAUUAUUUUGAAACACAUCCUUUAAAAUUGAUAUAUUGUAAAUACCAUUCCCUCUAAGUGUUGUUCCACUACAAUUUUACCAUAAACAGCUGAAGUUAAUUUACAUUUAUUUGAUAUUUAUAGCUUUCCAGUUUUUUUCUUACUCCCCUAAUAAAGACAACACUUUGAUAACUAUCCCUCUAGCUAAAUAUUUGUGUACAUUCUUAAAUGUUUUCUUAUGAUAAACUCCUAGAAAUAUGAUGAACAUAUGAUUAAAGACUGCAUUUAAAAAUAUUUGUGAUAUAUGUUUCUUUUUUCAGAGUGUGAAUAACGUAUACUCAAACUCUGAGAAACACAUGUAUGCGGCAUAACGCUGGGUAUUAUCUAUAAUCCAUGUCAACUUGAUAGCUUAAAAAUCCUAUCUUGUUUUAAGACACAUUUUCUUGAUUACUAGAAAGAUUAAUCUUUUAAAUAUACUUGUCAGCUAUUUAUAUUUUUUCUUAUGUAAUUUAUCUUUUAUUUUAUAACUAAUGCUAAAAUAUGAAAAUGUUAGAGAUGAAAAAAUUCUUGUUUUAUAUUUUUAAAACCAGAGAACUUAUUUUCAGAUAAAGUCUUAGAAGAAAACCUUAUAUGGAAUAGAUAACGUGUACCUGAACAGGUUGAAGUAGGAAAGCAAGACUUAGCUAAAGAGGUUUGAGCAGGGUAGUGGACAUUUUCAGAAUUAAUGGAAUAGAGAAAAAAAUGAGAGGAAAAAAAAAGCAAAAAGAAAAAACAAAUGAACAAAAAAAACAAGCCCCAAACAGGUGAAAAACAAAUAUAAUUAUGUGUUAAAGAAAACAUUAUUCUAAUGCUUAUUAAAGACAGUAAGAAAGACUUUGUUAAAGCCUUGUGGGAGGAUGACUAUCAAGAUAAGUGUAAGGACCACUGAGAUUAGGUCUUGCAUUGGGAAGAGAGAUUGAGCUUGACACCGAAUGUAAAAAGGAAAAGUAGGAAUUUAUAGCCAAGGAGCAGAGUGAGGGUCGCUGGAUGAAAAAUUGCUAAGAGGAAACAUCAAGGAUCGAGGUGGUAUUCCGGCUAAAUGUACUUAGUAGGACCCUUGCUGAAGGCAAGCCAGUGUGAUAAGACAUCCAGUAUGGGAAGUGAGGGAUUUGAUUAGAUAUCGAAGGUGGAGGACUUUCACUUAACUGACUUAGCCAGAUUUGUGCUAAAAUUGGACCAUGCAGAGAUGAUGUCAGAAGUCUAAAGGUCAGGACUUGUUGGAAAAUUGCUCAUAGGAACCUGAGUAGAGUUUGGCCAAGGAAAGAAUCUUUGUCACAUACAAGUGAGGAGAGAAAAAGACCUCAGUAUUUAUCACAGGCCAGGUCAAUUGCAAGAAUACCUUUUUACUGCUUUUUUCCUCACCCUCUUUCAAAUUCUUUAGGGAAUUCUUAAACCUUGGAGAAUGUUUCCAAUUUAAUUCAGUCUAAUGUUUAGAAAAAAAAUAAGAAAACCAGAAUUAUGAUAACUUAAUUUUUGAUUUCUCCUAUAAUGCCAGAGCUGCAGGAGUAUAAGGGAACACUGCCUACUUCAGUGUUGAAUGGACAAGUAAAUCACCUGUAGGUCUGGGAGGAGGGCCUGGGUUCUGCAUUUCUAUUAAUCUCCUAAGUGAUACCCUUGUCACUGCUCUAGGGAAGACAAUAAGGGGCAAAAUCAGCUGAACCCUCUUAUUUUAUAGACAAAUUACUUGAGAGAUGUGGGGACAUCUACAUCUACCUGUAUGGCAAAGUACAUGACCAUAAACCUUUACACACACACACACACACACACACACACCCCUACCUACCUGGGAAUCUGGAUGAAAUGUAAUAGAGCUUGAAUUAAAGUAAGAGUAAUCUCCAGGAACACCAAGGAAAGUGCACUGAAAACUAUUGACCUGAUUUUCCAAAUGAGUCUUAGAGAGGGGAAGGUGACUUGCUCAAAAUUAUAUCUUUGUAAGCCCAGUGUGAGCACUUGCACCAUUAUUCAAUAGAACCUGAGGAAAAUAUUGACACAUAACAAUGGAAGAAUUCCUGCAUUACCACAUAGUAAAACUUACUGUAAUGCUACUAUGAUGAAAACAACAGUAACAACUGGAGAGAGGGGGCAGUGGAGAUCAGACGUGGUGAGUUUGAGAGAACUGUUAGACCUCCAAGUGGAGAUUUGAUGUGGACAAAUAGACACAUUCCUCUGAAGUUUAGGAAAGAGGUUUCAUAUGGAGAUUUGGAAGCAUCAGUGUAGAUAUGGCAUUGAAACCCACAGAACUGGAUCAGAUCACUAGAGACUGAUUGUCUCUUGUGAAAAUAAGAGGUCUAAGGAUGAAUCCUGGGACACUCUACAGUUCAGAGCUUGGGAAUAUGAAGUGGAACCAGAAUCAAGACUGAGAAUGAGUGACCCAUUGUAAAGGAAGAAAACCAGGAGAAGGCAGUGUCCUGGCAGCCAUAGGAAUAGGAGAGAAGGCAGAGAAUCUGAACAUAGUUGUUGGUAGGAGGGUUGUUGUGAAAGUUCCCUCAUGAUUACCUAACUUAUUGAUGAAAAGGAAAAUUAUUAACUAAGAGCGAUGGUGGAGAAAGAUAAGGUGGAAAAUGGCUACUGACGCAUUGAUUUAAAAAGACAAAGUGAAACGAACAUGGAAACACUUCAAUAUGUGUGUGUGUUUAUGAUAUAAUUUAUGUUAAAAACAUAAUAUCCUAUAUAUUAGUUAUAUGUGAUAUUUUAUAUAUAAUAUAUAUAUCAUAGAAAAGAAUAUAACAAAUACAUAUCAGAUUUCCCCAGAGAAAGUGGAGAAGGGAGAAACCUAGUUUUACUUUAUAAACACCUAUAUUUCCUUUUGAAUUGUUAUAGCAAACAAACUUUACUUUUGAGUAAAGGUAAGAAAAAGUAGUUGGUCUUGCGGACCUUUGUUAAGGAAGUAACAAAUCUGACACAAAGGUAACAAUAACCUUUGUGAGACUGACUGCAAGAUGGCUCAGGAUUCCCAGGUCCUUGGAAGACAUUUGGGUCUUACUCAAUGAAGGCCCUUUGUACUGUGAGGGAUGGUCUGUGUUAUCUUAGUCAGCUCGUGCUGCUAUAACCGUGGACUGGGUAGCUUAUAACAACAGAAAUUGAUUUCUUACAGUUCUGGAGGCUAGAAGGCCAGGAUCAAGGUGCCAGCAUUGUUGAGUUCUUGCGAGGGCCCUCCUCCCGUUUGUAGACUGUUGACUUCUCAUGGUAGGCUCACAUGGCAGAAAGAGGGUGAGAGGGUCCCUUUUGUAAGGGCACUAAUCCUACUUAAGAGGGCUCCGCUCUCAUGACCUAAUUAUUCUUAAAGGCCCCUCCUCUAAAUAUAUCAUGUUGGAACUAGGAUUUUAACAUAUGAAUUUUGAGGGACACAAACAUUCAGCCCUCUGUGUAUGCCUUGCAGAGCCAUUUCUUCUUUGGAUGUCUCACUGUGGGGAUAAUAGGGUUUUUGGGUAACUGUAAGAUUUUGUUGUUAUUGUUUGUUUUUGUAGUAAAAACCUCUGACAUCAGGUACCUGAUACUGAGAUAGAUAUUCAGACAUACGGUGUUUUUUCACAUAAAGUCAACAUUUCCCAAGAAGCUGGCCAAGUUCACCUAGAAGCCUUCUGUUUCACUAUAAUUAAUUUCUCAAGCCUAAGAGUUGCUAUAUACAGGGCUUUUUUGCCUAUCCUAGAGAAGUACUAGGACAAGUUUCUAGAGAUCUCAGAAUUGAGGGUCUCUGAAUAUGGCCAGAUUACAAUCUAUAAUUGCAGGUUUAGGGCUAAUUCUUGAUAGCAUUAACCUCACCCAGAGUUGAUCUGUGAAUCCUUGUGCCAACCUUUAGAUCUUCACAGUCAUGUAUAAACUCAAUAGGAAUACUGGCUAAUGACUGCUGGCUUUUGUGCUAAGCUGAGGCCAUGUGACAGCCCCUACUUACUCCAGAAAAGCUAAAGAAAUCUUUGGGAUCUCUAUCUUGGAUUCCAGUGCUUCCAGUGGCAGUUAGGGCUAUGGUCUUCCUGGGAUUUUUUUCCCAUGAGAAGAUAAGGUAAAAGAUUUCUGGGGGCAAUCAGGGCACAACCAAUCAGCUCUAGGGGGCAGCCUGGACACCGUCACUGACCUGGAAGUAGCUCAGGUGCUGAUUCUGCCUUCAGGGUGCACACACCCUUAUGUGAUGAAGGAGGAAACUCAUGGGGUUUCUGGACAACCUGGCCUUCAGAGAAGGACCUAGGGUUAAUCACUGGGUGUUCCUACACCUACUGUGAGCUUCAGAAACAAUUCUGGGCUCCAUCAGAAUUCACAAAUGAUUGAGAAUUUUGUAACUUUGGAGCAUUUCAGAGAUGGCCUGAUGUACUGCUAAGUAGCUGAACAGAUUUUGGGGACAUUGGGGAUACCAUACCUAACUCUAUAGCCCGAAGUCUUUUUCUUUUUUUAGACAGAGUCUGGCUCUCUUACCCUGGCUGGAGUGCAGUGUCACAAUCUCAGCUCACUGCAACCUCCACCUCCUGGUUCCCAGUUCAAGUGAUUCUCCUGCCUCAGCCUCCCGAGUAGCUGGGAUUACAGACACCUGCCACCACACCAGCUAUUUUUUUUUUUUUUUUUGUAUUUUUAGUAGGGACGGGUUUCACCAUGUUGGCCAAGCUGGUCUUGAACUCCUGGCCUCAAGUGAUCUGCUGGCUUUGGUAUCCCAAAAUGCUGGGAUUAUACGUGUGAACUACUGCACCUGGCCUGGCCCCUAAAUCCUCUUAAUGCCAGGAAUCAUCUUAGGGUUUGGGGGCUUCGAGUGAAGGCAAGUGCUCACAAUUAAAAACACUGGAAUUUUCUUAAAGAAAAGGAGGCUCCUUCUGACAGCCACUGGACAUUUUGGGGGAACCAUAAAUUCUCGAGAUCCUGUCUCCGAGAAUAAUGUCUGUGUUCCUUCCUUCUACUGUGGUAGGAAGAAAGAGUUAAAUUGAACCCUCUGAGGUCAGAAGAAACAGUUGGAAUUGUGUGAAUGAGGUUCUGGAAAACUAGAUUUCUGAAGCUAGACACUAGCAAGAUUAGAUCUGUUCUAGAAGCCAUUAGGAAGACCCAAGGUGAGGUUCUGAGGCCCUCCAGGCUCUGUGGGAAGAGCAUGAGAAAAUCCCAUUUCCAAGAAUGAGAUUAGUCCUGGGAUGCUGCUGCAAUUCCAUUGCUGGCUGGCUUUUGCUUCUGGGCAUGGCUGGCUGUCUCUGGCAAAUUUUCACAGGUUUUGGCCUAUUUAAAAGAACAGCCCUAAUACUUAGGAGAUCUGUGGGUGUUUAGGUAAAUUAUUUAUGGCCUGAAAUCUUUUACAUUCACUCUCCAAAGGAGUAAUGCAAAAUGGAUGAGGCCUGAGUUCUACCUCAAUGCAUAAACCAUGCUCAGUCUUCUUUCAGAAUGGUCCUCUCUGUGUGGAGUCUUUUGGCAACCUCUGUGGUUUUUAAACUUUUAUGGCCCAGACUUCGCUGAAGGUGAAGCAGGUGUCCGCGUAAUUUUAUUUUAGCAGUAACAUUCUUGUGGAAUUGUUGUUUGAUUCUCUUCUCUCAUUGGGGUACUUCUUGGCUGAGUUUUUAGCGGGGGAACACUGGCUGUUAAGAUUAUUUAAAAUUUUAAAAUAAUACAGAGAGGAAAUAUUAUUUUCAUUUUGCUGAAGAAGAAAUUUACAGUAUGAUAAAUUACUUUACCUAAUAUUACACAGCAGAUAGUUGAGUCUUUUCUCCUGUAAUUCUGCUUUAGUUUAUAUUGCAUUUUAGCUUAUAGAAUGCCAUCAACAUCUGUUAUAUGUGGGUAAUCCAAUGAUAGUUUCAGGUCAUGUCAAAUCAUAAUUCUCAUUCUUUGGACUUUCUACUUUGCGAGAAAGACUUUAGCUCCAAAGGAGUGUAUGUAACUUAGUAACUUGGUUUUAUUUCUUUGUGAAUAUAAGACAAAAAUCUUGCUUGGGUCUGGCUGAAAUUAUUUAUCCUCUGACAUCUGUAGUAAAACUUAUUUUUCCCUUGAAAAAUUAGAACUUAAGUCCUGAGUAUACCAUUUUUGUUUGAGAAUAUUGACGACCCCAUUUCCCAGCUUUCUGAUGAUUCUGACUGCUUAGUACUGACUCCCUAUUGCACAUCUGUGUGAUCAUGCCUGAUGCUCCACCUCUGUGAGCAUGUAUGCAUGUAUUUGCUUGUCAGCUCAGAGUAUUGCUUCUGUGUGGAUCAAGUUAGAUAAGAGAUGUGAAAAAGAUUUGUACCUUCUUCUAAAAAUAUGAAGUGACAUUAUUGUAUUUGAAAACAAAAACCAGAAUGAGCAGGAGCCAAACUGUUUUCCUGGGAUAAUCUGCCUCUAAAUAUAUCAAUAUAAUGAACUAAUUGGUCUGUCUGCACACUUACAGAUGAGUCGGAAAGCUCAGCUUGUUUCUAACAUCUGUAGGAUAUACAUGUCUCCCUAUUUCCCAGAUCCUGUUGGUCCUUGGCUACUUUUAAUUGGUUAUGUGUUACUUGUGUCAGCAGUACUCAGCGAGGUUUCAAUGUGACUGUGAUUAUUGGCAUCUUGAGGACAACUGUGUUACAAUUCACUUGUCAAUGGCUUAUGCUGGGAGUUGCCAUAAAAUUGUGGCCCAAGUAUACCUUAAUGGGUGGCCAAGUAGAGAUAUUUAUUUCCUUUAUUCUAAAAGAAAUGCAAGUGCCAUGAUGGUUUCUGGAACUAAAAUAUUUAACUUUUGAAAUAACAUGGUCUUUAUCCCCGAGGUACAUUAAAAUGAUGGUGCUCUAUUUUCAUUUAGUUAUUCGCUUGAAUGAGAAUGUGAGUAGCUGAAAGGGACCAAAAUAUCUGAGUUGCCUUUUUGAGAGGAAUCAGAAAUUGGUUGCUAAUGGAGAAAACUUCUGAACUCAGAAACUCAUAAUAUAUUCUGUAUUUUUUGCAGAAAAUACCUAAAUUACCCAUGAAACUUUUACGAACAAGGCAAUUUUUGAAGCUGAAAAGCAUAAAAUCAUGUCGAAGCUCUCAAAGUGAAGAAGAUAAAAUUGUUCUUCACCUCCUUGCCAACCCCACCCCUGCUUUUUUGGCCUAGUUUUUUGGUGGAAAGUUCUCUUAUAAAAUUGCUCUUCUUUCAGUUCCUCUUUUCUGAGUGAUUGAUGUCUAGAGAAUUCUGUUUUGCCUUGGAUAACUUCAGAGAAUACAUUUUUCUUCACUGGAUUCGGUACAUAUUUGUGUCUGUACUAUUUUUUUUGGUUCCAAAGGGUGGGACACCAUCUUUGGCUUUUUCUGAAUCUUCUCUUCAUCCUUAUUUUGUGGUUAUUAUAGAAGAUGUUAGAGCAUCAGACUAGUAUUCAUUUGGAAAUAUAGUGUAAGUCAGAGUCCUAAUGGGAAAAUGGAAACCAUAUUAGUUAUUUAAAGUAGAGUAGAUUUGCUUUGGGAUACCAUUACACAGAUAUUGAUGAGCUGAAAGAGCAGAAAGGGAAUACUGGUGACCUAGAAUCAUAGGUACAGGAAGAGCCUGGGACAAAGACCUAUGUGGCUGGUUUAGUGACUGCAGAAAGAAGUUGCAGGCUUGACCAGGUGUCACUGCCAGCGCAGCUGCAGGGGAAAGGAGUAAGGCAGGAAAGAACUCCUUGUCCCUCUCCUCCCAUCUCCCACUAUUACUCUAUUAUGCUGCCUACUGGCAGAAAUUCAGUUCCCAAACUGGGAAUUGUUGUUUGCCAUGUUUUGAGCCCCAACAUCACAGAGUAUAGAAUGAGUUUAGAGGUAAGAAAAACUGGAUAAUGAAUCAGCACAAUCUCAAUAAUUUUUGACACAAAGAGUAUAAUUUGUUAGUUUACUUUCUCUCUAUUUAUAUACUAUCAUCGGUGCAGGUUCCUGCAAUUAAAUAUGUAAUAAAGUUUCAUCAAGUGGCACUUUGAAUUAGUAAUUUUCAACUCAAUGCAUUUUUAUUCUAUAAUUCAUGACUUUCCAUUUGUUUCUCUGUAACUUUGGUAGCAAAUAUUUUAAAUUAGCAUUUGGUAAUUCAUAAUAUGGGAUUUUCACCUUCUGUGCUGAUUUUAGAACUUAAUUUCCAUAUAAGUUGCAACUACAAACCAUCUAAUAAUCUAGCAAACAUAUUAAAUCAAUUUAUAAAGAACCAAAGUAUGUAACAAGUUAUUUUCCUCUAAAGAGAAAAUAAUUUGAGAACAUAUAUAGCAGAAUUUUUAGAGAGGGAAUUUAGAGCUCAUGUAAUCAAUGAACCUUGUUUCUAAAGUUACUUCCACAUAAUAGUCAAUUCCUUCUUUACAGAUUUUAGUGCUGGACUGAGAUAGUAGUGAAAAAAUAAAUUUAGAGAUAAAUAUACUCUUGACACACAUGUUUUAUUAACCCAGUUUUCUUGAAUUUUACAAAUUGGAAAUAUUUCAGGUGGAUGAAUAAGUAAAACACAUGCAAAGAGAAACAAGAAUAGGCUAGAUUGGGAUGUUAACUCAGCUUGUUAAAAAGGCUUAUAUUUAGAAUCUACAGUAACAAAAAGGCAAGCAUUAUCCUUUUUUGCAUAAUAUUCUUUGAGGAAUGCUCUUCCUAUAUACUUACAAGAAAAUAAUUUGAUUUCUUUAGUGGAAGAAAUUACCAAAUAGUUUAUUACAGUGAGGCAGGAAGUGUGCAUAGAUUAAUUUAGCAAGCAGUUAUUGCAGUCCUUCUGUAAUGGAAUAGAACUAUGGCCUAUCCUACAAACUGGGAAGCCAGGAAUGGGGUCAAAAAUUGACUUGCUUUCUGAUCAGUGCCGCUUGUUAAGCACUCCCACUCACCUGAAUCAUUCAACAGAUGUUGAAACAUCUGCUUUCCAAAAUAUUCAUUUUUAUUUUGUGUUUUUGCUCCUGCCUUUCUGUUAGCAUGAAAUGCCCUAUUUUCCCCCCUUCCUAUUGAAAUUCAAUCUAUCUUUCAAGACCCAGUUCGAAUGCCAUGAGUUUCAUAACCCCCUCCUCCAGAUUCUGUUAGUUUUAAUCAGUUGCUUCUUCUUUACUCCUAGAAGAUUUUGCUCUAUCAUUUUCUACAUCUCCCACACAAAUAAUUCCUUAUUUCAGAUAGUGUUCUCCUUUGAUAAUAGUACCAUGGACUAUUAUGGAUGAAAGCUUUAUAUUCUUCGACCCAGAAAACCAUACAUAUUUAUACACAAAUGCAUUUUCAUAGGGUUUGCUAAGAAGAGGUAGAGAGUUUGAAAGGUGGACUGUUUAAAUAUCUAAUGCGCAAUCGUUCUUGGUAAUGAAAUGCCUGAUGUUUCCCUUCCCCUCUCUUCUUUUUCUUUCCUUUGUUUCCUUUUCCUUCCACCAUCUUUCCUCUUUAUUCCCUUCCCUUCCUUUCCCUUCUCUUCCCUCCCCUCCCCUCCUUCCUUCCUUCCUUUCUUCCUUCCCUCCCUCCCUCUCUCCUUCUUUCCUUUUCAUUCCCUCCUUUGUUCCUUCCUUCCUUCCUUUCUUCCUUUCUUCUCUCUUCUUUCUUUUCAGUUUAUUUAUCCUUUAUUUAAUACUGGUUUUUAUUUUUUAGUGACUCCAAAAUUUGGAAACUUUUUUCUUAGAAUAGAAACGUAUUUUAAGAAAGAAAAUUCACUUAGAAGCAAAAAUUGAUAUACUUUGAAUAACUUUGUUGGGGAAAAAAAAACUGCAUUACUCCGUUUCUAAUAUUAUGUCCUCACCAACAUCACAGAAUUAAGUAGUGGAAAGAACACUGAACUUGGUGUCCAAAAAUAUGAGAUCAACUUCAGGAUCUACCAGAUAAUAAUAUUGUGAACUUCCAAAUUAAUGUAAUAUCCCUGAGCUUACUACAACUCUGUGAAAUAAAAAAAUGAAAGUACUAUAGGAUUGUGGAGAUUGUGUGAAAUCUAUAUGAAAGCACUUUGUGAACUAUGUACCACAUUAUUUAAGUUGUAGAAGUUGUUUUCAUUAUCAUUAUGAGUAAGAAUACGUAGAUUAUAAGAUCAUAUUUAAACAUGAACAUCAAAUAUUUUCUAGAAUAUAAAACAUUUCAGGGAAACAAGAAAGAGUACUUAGUGACCCGAGGCAGUAAAAUUUAUCUAAAAUGCCUUAAUUAUUGUUCAUUAUAUAAUACCUCAUUUAAAAAAAUCAAAAGUGAGAUCUAAAGUUAAUUUGCAUUGUAUGUAUUGAAUUAGCACCAGUGAAAAGAACUAUAAUACAGUAGGAGUGGAAAUGAUCUUACUACAGACAAUUCUGUCACUUAAAAAAUCAUUUCUUGACCCAGAUUCUGUGUGUCAGAUGUAGUAUCUCUAUAUUGCAAGGAGUAAAGAGCCCGAGAGUGGUAGAAUUGGAAAAAAGCUUUGUUUUUCCAGACAUUACUUUUUGUGGUUUAGUUCUCCUCAGAGUGAUUAAGUGCUGGUUGGCCUUACCUACCUUUAGGUUUGUACUUUAUUAAGAGACCCUGAUGGAUUAAUGGUACAUAAGUUGUAUUUCCUGGGAUUCUGCUUGUCAGGAGCUUAAUGCUGAAAGCAGAUGACAUGUAAACUGCCCCUGCAGCACCCAUUACACUCAAAUAAAAUAGUCAAUCAUGAGUGUGUACUACAUGGAAUCACUACUCUUUUCAUUUUGGUUUUAAAAAUGUGAGGCUUUAAAACUGCAGAGAAAAAACAUAGAGGCCACAAUAUUUUAAAUUAAACCUAUCAUUUACAAUAAAGGAAUGAGCCAUACUUAAUUUUUAAUGUUCCAACAUCUUUUGACUUUUCCAUUUACAAGCUGUACAAUUUUAUGCAAGCUGUUUUUUUCCCCUCUGAGUCUCAAUUUCCUUUCCUGUAAUAUAUGAAGAGGUUGAGCUAUAUCAUUUUUAAUAAUCUUUGAAGUCUCAAAGAUGCAUUUGAUUACUUAAAAUAAUGGUUUACCAUAAAAUCCCUGGAAGAUAACCUAGGGAAUAUCAUUCUGGACGUGAGACCCGGCAAAGACGUCGUGACAAAGAUGCCAAAAGCAAUUGCAACAAAACCGAAAAUUGACAAGUCGGACCUAAUUAUACUAAAGAGCUUCUGCCCAACAAAAGAAACUAUGAACAGAGUAAACAGACAACCUACAGAAUGAGAUAAAAUUUUUGCAAACUAUGUACCCAACAAAGGUCAAAUAUCCAGCCUCUAUAAGGAACUUACACAAAUUUACAAGAAAAAAAGCAAACAACCACAUUAAAAAGUAGGCAAAGGAGAUGAGCAGACACUUUUCAAAAGAAGACAUACCAGCAGCCAACAAUCAUGUGACAAAAAGGUCAAUGUCACUGAUAAUUACAGAAAUGCCAAUCAAAACCGCAAUGAGAUACCAUCUCACACCAGUCAGAAUGGCUGUUACUAAAAAGUCAAAACAAUAACAGAUGCAGGAGAGGUUGUGAAAGAAGGGAAGACUUAUGUGGUGCUGGUGGGAAUAAAAACUAGUUCAGCCAUUGUAGAAAGCAGUUUGGCAAUUUCUCAAAGAACUUAAAACAUUACCAUUUGACCCUGCAAUCCCAUUACUGGAUAUAUGCCCAAGGGAAUGUAAAUCAUUCUAUCAUAAAGACAUGUGCAUGUGUCUGUUCAAUGCGGCACACUAUUCACAAUAGCAAAGACAUGGAAUCAACCUAUAUGCCCAUCAAUGGUAAACAGGAUAAAGAAAAUGUAGUACAUAUACACCAUGGAAUACUAUGCAGCCAUGAAAAAUGAGAUCAUGUCCUUUGCAGGAAAAUGGAUAGAGCUGGAGGCCAUUAUCCUUAGCAAACUAAUUCUGGAACAGAAAAACACAUACUGCACGUUCCCACUCAUAAGUGGAAGCUACACAUUGAGUACACAUGGACACAGAGAAGGGAACAACAGACACUGGGGCCUACUUGAGUGUGGAGGGUGGAAGAGGGUGAGGAUCAAAAAACUACCUAUUAGGUACUAUGCUUAUUACCUGAGUGACAAAGUAAUUUGUACACUGAACCCCUGUGACAUGCAAUUUACCUAUAUAGCAAACCUGCACAUGUACCCCUGAACCUAAAAGUUCAAAAAAAUAAAAUAAUAUUUUAAUGAGCCCUCUACAUAUUGUUUCUUUUUAAAAGAAUAGUAUUUAAAGAGAAUUAUAAUCUCAAAAAUAUCAAUAGAAUACCUUUUUCUUACAUAAGACUUUUUUGGUCUAGCAUGUUCUAGUUACAUGUGCCUAAUUAUAAUAACAGUCUUUCUCAUUCACAGAAGUAUUUAAAAUAAUUUAGCUUGCCUGAUGCUCCCUAAGGGAGUAUUUUGUAUUUCUACAGAAUGAGAAACAUUAUGUAUUUGUGUGGGCACACAUGUAAAAUUACGGACAACGAUGUUAGUGUCUACAAUAAAAAGAUCAACUUAGAAAUUCGUGAUUUGCUUUCUGUUUCUACAUCUCUGUAUGCAUCUAUACAAAGUGAAACACUUUUAAGUUUAAAUUAGAUAAUGUACAUGCUUUAUCACAUUACUAACUGCCAAAGAUUACUAGUAAGUAGUGCUUGAAUUCAUUCAUUCAACAUUGAUAGAGUACAAAUAUGUGGCAGACAUUGCAAAAGACAGUGCGGGUAGGAAGAAGAAAAUAUACUGCACAAGCUCAGGGAACACUGAACCCAGCUGCCUAGGGAACACAUAUUUGACUAUAUAAAAUAAUAAAAUGAUCUUGUAGCUGAGAUUAGUUCAAUGAGAUUGUAUGAGAAUACACAGAAGGAGAAUUUUCUCAGUCCCUUAAGAGAAAACAGGCACUGCUUCCUGGGUGAUGUUCAAGCUGAGUCAAAUGAGGAGGAUGUGCAGAAGUGCAAAUGUUUAAAGAGCAUUUUUUCCAGAAAUUCAUUCAAAACAUUCAUUUCAAUAUGAUUGAAAUGUCAGUAUUCAGUAUAUGCGUUUCAGUAUGACUAAAAUGUGGGCUACAAGGCAAAUUUGGUAAGAUGAAGCUGCAGAAAUCGGCAGUGACAGACUGUGGAGGGCCAAGUUGAUAUUUUAUUUUGAAGACUGUGGGAAUUCAAUGACCUGUUUUAAGCAUGGGAGGAAAUGGGAAAUAGCUUGAGUGGCUCUGCAGUUUAGAAGGAUCAUCCUGUUAGUUUUGUGGUGAAAAUAUUUGAAGGCAAACAAUCUGGGGGCAGGGAGAAGAGCUAAGCUAUUAAUAUAAGUGGCAAGGUUCGGAAGCAUCAGGAAUUGCAGGUAAAGAGCAUCUGGUAGAACAAAGAGACCUUUCGUGGGUAGCCUCAUCAGGCCUCAGUGAUUUGUGAAAAACAAGGGAAUGGGAAGAAUCGAGCAUAAUUUCUGUGUUCUGGGUUAGGAAAGGCGGUGGUUCCACUCAUUGAAAAGGGAGGAGAUUUGGUGGUAAAGCAUUGAGUGAUUUUGUGGCCCUGAAAUAAGUAGACAGAAAAGCAUAAAGGGCAUUUAGCCAUCGAGGUUGGAAACAUAGAUCUGUGCUUCAUCAGUAGAGUUUAUUUGAAAUUAUAAGAGUGGAUGGUGCCACCCAGGGAAACAGAAUACAAUGAAAUCAAAAGAAGAACAAAGAUGGAACUCUGAGAAAUACUAUCACUUCAGGUGUAACCGAAAGAAAUUGAAUCUAUGAAGGAGGUUGAAAAAUUACCACAGAUAUUGAAGGAAAAACAGGCAAGAAUUACAUUAUGGAAGCCCUACAGGAGACAAUUUCAAGAAAACUUGGUCCAGACAUCUACAUAUUUAAUAGAUUUAAAGUAAAAUCAAGGCUGACGUGUUCAUUUUAUUAGAAAUAAUGGAGUAACUGCUUAACCUUGUGAGAAAAAUUUCCCUGGAAAGAUAGGGUUAGAAAUUUUAUAGCUGUAGGAUGAGAGCAGAAAGGGAAGGAGAAAGUGUAGAUUACCUGUAAAGAAUUUAGUUAAGGGGAAAUCAGGACAAUUAGAUGAUGGCUGGGAGACCCUGAAAUUAAAUUUUUUUUUUUAAUAAUGAGAGAGAGAUUUAUGUUUAUUUAUAUAUGAAGGGAAAGAAAGCAGUAAGGGAGCUGUCGAAGGUACCAGAAGAGGAUGUUGUGAGGUCUCUCAGGAAGAAGAGAGUACGAUUUAAAGCACAGGUUAAAGGAUUAUGUUGAGACUUGAUAUAAGAUAAACCUUCUUGUGAGACUGGAGAGAGAUGAUAAGAAUGAGUGGAAAUAUAUCUAUAUUUAUCGAUGGACAGAGAUGGCUAAAAAUCAGGGAACUGAGUGAUGAUUAUUUCUUCUGAAAUAAGAGAAAUUUUCUUUGUAAAUGAAUAAACUGAUGAGAUAUCAAUAUUUUUGUGGAUUUUUAAACUCUAAUUUAUUUGCACAUACUUUCUUAUGGUCUCUGUGGAAUUAAAAUGCUACCCUUAACAUAGAAAACUAUUUUCCCUAUCAAAAGUUGUGCAGCAUGAUAUUCUGACACACUUUUUCAAUUGUUUUUUAUUGCUGUAGGUGUCAGUGUUUGGUACUUUACCAUGGCACGUGUUUACAUACAAACGUGACCAGAGAACUACAACAAAUAGUUUACAGGAGGUGAAGAUUAUAGAGGUAUCAAAACUCUGUGUAUUUAAUGAAGUGAAUGUAUGAUUAGCUCAGCUUCUAAGAGACUGGAAGUUGAGAGCCUAGGGUGUUUCAUAAUGUUGGGCUUCAAAAAUAUAUUUUUGAAAUUGUCUCCAAGAUAGGUCACAUGUACCAUGAUUGAAUUUUCUAGAGCACAAUAAUUUGUUAAGUGUAAACCUUUAACAUAUAUUAGUUUGUAGCUAUAUUUUGGCAUUUUUAAAAUUCUGCAACUGCAAGCCUGAAAAAAAUAGAAAUGGCCUUGACCUGCCUUGUUCACUGAGAUGCCCCAUGCUUGGGCAGUGGUAAUGACUCUUAGACAUAUAAUCUAGAAAGCUUCUAUUUCAAGAUCACAUUUUUGAAUUUUUUUUUUUCCCCAUUUAGGAGUAUAGUAGAAACAGAAGAAAGGGGAGACGCUUGUUAACAGAGCUUGUUAUUAUAUUUAAUAACAUGUCAUUGUGUGGAAAUUAAGACUUAUCCAUUGUGAAACUAGUUAAGUAAAUCCACAUAAUAGAGCUGUCGUAUUAAAUCAAUGAUCAGACAUCACCCGCUUUUGCAUGCUUCUGGCUUAGUUUAUUGUUCAUAGCAGCUGAAAAAGGAAUAUAUAUAUUUUUCUUUCUUGAUUUUAUUUUUAAUGUACAAAUAAUAGUUGCAUACAUUUAUGGGGUUCAAUGUGAUGUUUUGAUAUAUGUUUACAAGGUGAAAUGAUUAAUUGGGCAAAUUAACAAAAUUAUCACCUCAGAUACUUAUCAUUCUUUUGUAAAAAAAAUUUGUAAGCAGUAAAACUUUACUCAUAUGCAACUCUACUCUUUAGACGUCUUACAGAAAGCCCUACUUAGAACUAGAAGCAAAAAAAAAUUCAUUCUGAAAAACUUAAAAUAGAAACAUACAACUCACUUUUAGCUAGGGUUGCCAGAGAAUUUCAAUUACACAUUAUUGUACUUUAUAUUAGGUAUGAGAUUGUAUGGUUUUUAAAGUCCAUUUCCCCCCCAAAAUUCUCAUUUUAUUUUGCUCUAAGAUAAAUGAGAAGCAUAAUAAGAAUAUGCAGUGUUCACUUCCUACUAUCUGGAGCACUCAAUUUGUUUUGUUUUUUAGUCUAUACACUACCCACAAGUCUAUACAUUCUUUUCACACCAGCACUGAAACAUUUUAUAUAAUAAUGGAACAGCAAGUUCUUUUUUGAAGAGGAAUAUUUUUAUUCAUCGAGAGAUGCUGUUCUUUCCAGAGAUAUGAACAUUAUGUUCAAAGCAGCAACUCCAAUCUAAAGGAAAUGUGGAGGGAGCUAUUUUCAAAGUGGCAACAGGAAGAUUUGGAUAUUUCAUCAAAAUAAAGAGGUUACUCAAAAUUAACCAAACCCCUAACACUCAGAGAACAGCAUACCGAACUUUCAAAAGGCGACCCGUGUUCAGGUAUCUGGGGCCUCUGCUGUACGUAAGUACAUUACCCCACAGGGGAAUUGAGUUAGUGUAUUCAGAACAACUGGUUCUGCUGCAAACCCAAGUUGUUUGAAAAUGGCCUUUUAUUUAAUUUUACCUCAGAAAGAUUUAAAAAAAAACGCAGUAAAAGGAGAUACAGAUGCCAAAUGAGCAGGGUUUUUUUGUAAUAAGGCUGCUAAAUAUUCCUUACCUUAAAUGAGUUCCAUAAGAUAAUAAACAAGAUGAAACAAAAUGCCUUAAAAGAUUCGGGGGGAUGGGGAAAAUAAAUUUGUCCCUGCUGAGUAGGUAAUACCCAGUGCUAAUAAUAAGAACAAUUUCAGUCACGUACCAUGCAUGAGACUCGACUGAAUAUUGGUUUAAACAUACAAAAGACAUUUUUGGACAAUUGGAGCAUUUGAGUAUGGACUGGAGGUUGGAUGACAUUAUGGAAGUAUUGCUCAGCUUUUGAGAUGUGAAAAUGGUAUCACAAUUUUAUAGGGGAAUGCCUCUAUUGUUAGGAGAGUAUGCUGAAACAUUCAAGAUAACAUGAUUUUAAAAAAAGACAACAAAACAAAAAAAACCAACUAGACAUUUAGCUAUUUCAUUGUUUCUGAGAUGCCACUGAUUGUCAGAAAUAUCAUUAUUGUUUAUACAAACAAUUAAGAGAGAAAAAUGCUGCCAAUAAAAAGAUAAUGCUUUCACAUAAAUUUGCAUUUUAUUUUAUACAUACUGGCAGAGCUUUAUAAGUCAUUUUUGACAGUUUGUAGAAUUAUAUGUCCAUUUUAUGGAUACCUUAAAAAUGAACACAAACAAAAUAAUUGUUUACAUUUUCUGGAAGCUCCUCCCCAUUCAGAGUCUGACUCUUCUGGUUCAUGUUUGGACUCACAGCCAUCCAUAUCCAUGCCAUUUCUCACAAUAUCACCCUUUGUACCAUUAGGAAAAUCGAUGUCACAGCAUUAUUUCAAAUAAUGCUUCACUCAUUAAUCUGGGACUUUAUUCCAAGCUGCGGAUACCCAUUUUGCAAGUUUUGAGGAUGAUGCUUUUGAUAUUUGCAUUCGGGCAGGCAAUGACAUUACAACUGCCACCAGGCCACAGCAAUUAUAAGACACCACCAGCUUUAGACACAUCCCAGUUUUAUUUUAUUGUACUUUUUAAUUGAUAUAUCAUAUUUUUAAAAGGGCACAUGUGAUAUUUUGAUAUAUGAAUUUACAAUGUGUAAUGAUAAAAUCAGGGUAAUUUUGAUAUACAUCUCCUCAAACAUUUAUCUUUUUCUCUUUGUGUUGGGAAAAUUACAAUUCUUCUCAUAGCUAUUUUGAAAUAUACAAUCAAUUAUUGUUAACUAUAAUUUUCCUAUUGCACUAUCAAAUACUAGGACUGAUUAUUAUUAUUUUUUUACCUAAUGGUAUUUUUGUACAUAUUAGGCAACUUCUCUUCAUCUUACUCUUUUCUUCUCGGCCUCGGUAACCACCAUUGCAGUCCAAGAAUUCCACAUUUUUAGCUCUUGCAUAUGAGUGGGACAACAUGAUAUUUGUCUUUCUGUGCCUGGCUUAUUUCCCCUCAUGUAAUGAGCUAGAACUCCAUCCACAUUGUAAACGACAGGAUUUUAUUCUUUUUUUAUGACUGAAUAGUAUUUUAUUGUGUAUAUAUACCAAAUUUUCUUUUUCCACUCAUCUGUUGAUGGACACUUAAGUUGAUCCCAUAGCUUCGCUGUUAUGAAUAGUGCUGCAACAAACAUGGAAGUGCAGAUACCUCUUCAAUAUACUCUUUCCUUUCUUUUGGAUAUAUUCACAGCAGUGGGAUUGCAGGAUCAUGUGGUAGUUCUAUUUUUAUUUUUUGAGGUUUGUUUUCCAUAAUGGCUAUAUUACUUUACGUUCCUACCAACAGUGUAAAGCAUUUCCCUUUCUCCAUAUCCUCACCAGCAUUUGUUAUUUUUUGUCUUUUUGACGACAGCUAUUCUAACUGGGGUAAAAUAAUAUCUCAUUGUGACUUUGAUAUGCAUUCACCGGAUGAUGAAUGAUGUUGCACAUUUUUCAUAUACUUAUUGGCUGUUUGUAUGUUUUCUUUUGAGAAAUGACCCAUUUUUAAUCAGACUAUUAUGAUUUUGCUAUUGAGUUGUUUAAAUUACUUAUGUAUUUUGCUUAUUAAUUCCCUAUCAGAUGGAUAGUUUGCAAAAAAUUUCUUCCAUUCCAUAUUCUUUGUUUUGCAGAAGCUUUUUAGUUUAAUGUAAUCCCAUUUGUCUAUUUCUGCUUUUCUUACCUGUGCUUUUGAGGUCUUACCCAAAAAAUCUUUGCACAGACCAAUGUGCUAUGUUGUUUCCCCCAAGGUUUUCUUCUAGUAGUUUCAUAGUUUCUGGGCUUAAAUUUAAGUCUUUAAUCCACUUUGAGUUGAUUUUUCUAUAUAGUGAAAGUUGGGAAUCUAGUUUCAUUAUUUUGCCUAUGGAGAUGUAUUUUUCCCAGCAGGAAGAGACUGUCUUUUCUCAAAUAUACCUUCUUGUCAACUUUGCCAAAAAGAGUUGGCUGUAAGUGUGUGGAUUUACUUCUGGGUUCUCUAUUCUGUUCCAUUGAUUUAUGUGUCUGUUUUUACGUCAAUACCAUAAAUAGUACCAUAUUGUUUUGGUUAGUAUAGCUUUGUAGUACAGUUUGAAAUCUGGUAGUGUGAUGCCUCCAGCUUUGUUCUUUUUGCUUAUGAUUGCUUUGGCUAUUCAGUGUCUUUUGUAGUUCCAUAUGAAUUUUAGGAUUUUUUUUUAUAUCUAUGAAGAACAUCAUUGGUAUUUUGUUAGGGAAUGCAUUGAAUCUGUAGAUUGCUUUCGGCAGUGUAGACAUUUUUAACAAUAUUAAUUAUUUUAAUCCAUUAGCAUGUAAUAUUUUUCCAUUUCUUGAGAUUUUUUUAAAUCAUAAAGUGAUGUUUGAAUUUUAUCGAAUGCUUUUUCAGCAUCUAUUGAAAUGAUCAUUUUUUUGUCCUUCAUUCUGUUGAUGCAAUGUAACACAUUGAUUGAUUUGCAUAUGUUGAACCAUUCUUACAUUCCUGGGAAAAAUCCCACUUGAUUGUGGUGAAUGAUAUUUUUAAUGUGUUGUUAAAUUUUAUUUGCUAGUAUUUUGUUGAGGAUUUUUGUAUCUAUGCUAAUCAGGGAUAUUGGUCUGUUGUUUUCUUUUUUGUUGUUGUGUCUUUGUCUGGUUUCCUUUGACACCUUUGGUGUCCUCGUAUAAUGAGUUUGGAAGUAUUCUCUCUUCUACAAUUUUGGGAGAUAGUUUGAAUAGAAUUGGUAUUAGUUCUUCUUCAAAUGUUUGCUAAGAUUCAGCAGUGAAUCCAUCAGGUCCUGUGCCUUUCUUUGAUGGGGUCAUUUUUAUUACUUCUUUAAUCUUGUUGCUCAUUAUUGGUCUGUCCAGGUUUUCUAUUUCUUCAUGGUUCAAUCUUGGUAGGUUGUAUGUAUUCAGGAAUUUGUCCAUUUCUUCGAGGGUUUCCAAUUUGUUGCUGUAAAGUUGUUCAUAGUAGUCUGUAAUGAUCCUUUGUAUUUCUGUGGUGACAGUUUUAAUGUUUUUUUUUCACUUCUGAUUUCAUUUAUUUGUGUUUUCUAACUGUUUCCUUUGCUGGUCUAACUAUAGUUUUAUCGAUUUUGUUUAUCUUUUCAAAAAAGCAACCUUUGUUUUGUUGAUCUUUUGUAUAUUUUUUAGCCUCUUUUAUUCAUUUCUUUUCUGAUAUUUUUUUCUUUCUUUUUUUUUUGAGACGGAGUCUUACUUUGUUGCCUAAGCUGGAGUACGGUGGCACGUUCUCAGCUCACUGCUGCUUCCCGGGUUCAAGCGAUUCUCCUACCUCAGCCUCCUGAGUAGCUGGGAUUACAGGCGUGUGCCACUACGCCCAGCUAAUUUUUGUAUUUUUCAGUAGACACGGGAUUUCACCAUGUUGGCCAGGCUGGUCUUGAACUCCUGGCUUCAAGUGAUCUGCCUGCCUUGGCCUCCCAAAGUGCUGGGAUUACAGGCAUGAGCCACUGUGGUCGACCCUACUCUGAUCUUUAUUAUUGCUUUUCUUCUAUGAAUUUUGGGUUUGGUUUGUUUUUGCUUUUAUAGUUCCUUGAGGUUUACCAAUUGGUUGUUUAUUUAAAAUUUUUCCAUUUUUUUGAUAUAAGGAUUUAUUGCUAAAAUCUUCCCUGUUACUACUGCUUUUGUUUUAUACCACAGGUUUUAGUAUGUUGUGUUUCCAUUUUCACUUUUUUCAAAAACUUUUUUUUUUAAGUGAAAGUAAGUUUAUUAAUAAGGUAAAGGUAUAAAGAAUGACUACUCUGUAGGCCAAGCAGCCCUGAGGGCUGCUGGCUGGCCACUUUUACAGUCAUUUCUUGAUUAUAUGCUAAACAAGGGAUGGAUUAUUAAUGAGUUUUCCAGGAAAGGGGUGGGCAAUUCCUGGAAUUGAGGGUUCCUCCCCUUUUUAGACCAUAUAGGGUAAAUUCCUGAUGUUGCCAUGGCAUUUGUAAACUGUCAUGCUGCUGGUGGGAGUGUCUUUUAACAUCCUAAUACAUUAAAAUUAGCUUAUAACAGGCAAUGAGGAUGCCCAGAGGUCACUCUCAUCACCAUCUUGGUUUUGAUAGGUUUUGGCCACCUUCUUUACCAUAACCUGUUUUAUCAGCAAGGUCUUUGUGACCUGUACCUUGUGCUGACAUCCUGUGUCAUCCUGUGACUUAGAAUGCCUUAACCUCCUGGGAAUGCAGCCCAGUAGGUCUCAGCUUUAUUUUACGCAGCCUCUAUUCAAGACGAAGUUGCUCUGGUUCCAACGCCUCUGAUGUUUCCCUCCUCCCUUUUACAAGGGAACCCUUAAUCCUAAAAGUUGUAGAAAGACAAAGAUCCCUCUUCUGUAACUUCUUUAGGCUGAAUAGGGGUGGUGUUCCUGCCUAACUACUAGGAUUUCUUGUAUUCAGAGUAGAGAGCAGCUCAGUCAGAAAGCAUCAGUAUGUUGAGGGCCACUCAUAAUUCUUGAGUUCUGACAAAAGAUGUUAUCUGGAAGAUUAAUAACUGUUUAAGAAAACAUUGAGGCCGGGCACGGUGGCUCACACCUGUAAUCCCAGCAAUUUAGGAGGCAAAGACCGGUGGAUCACGAGGUCAAGAGAUUGAGACCAUCCUGGCCAACAAGGUGAAACCCCGUUUCUCCUAAAAAUACAAAAAUUAGCUGGGCAUGGUGGCACGUGCCUGUAGUCCCAGCUACUCAGGAGGCUGAGGCAGGAUAAUUGCUUGAACCUGGGAGGUGGAAGUUGCAGUGAGCCGAGAUUGCGCCACUGCACUCCAGCCUAGCGACAGAGUGAGACUCCAUCUCAAAAAAAAAAAAAAAGAAAACAUCGAGUAAGCGUUUCCUGCAUUUGUACACCAAGAGUACAACAGCAAGAUAUUCCACAACAUUAAAGCAAAAUAAUUAAAAUUAUCCCAAGUAAACUAAAUAAGAAGGCUUUCUGUGAACAGGGUAAUUAUUGGAACCAAGCUAAUACAGAGUUGCUAGCCAAUUCCAAUAUCUGCCCAGAAUUAGAAUAUUGAUCCAGAUUUUCACAUUACCCAUCUCUCUUGUUUCUUUUGAGCUGCAAUCAGAGAUCACUGGUUGAUUCACAAAAAUAAGCAGAGCCAGUCUAAAUUACAGAAAAAAACUCAAAAACAACUGAUGAGACUAGAAUUUAAUAACAGGCAUACCAUAGUUAUUGAAACAAUUUUUCUCUCUCCAAUCUUCUAUUUUUACUGAAGACAAAUUAUGGUAAGAACAAUUCAAUUCAUUAUACUUGGCCUGAUUAUUUGUAUAAAGUACAGAAAGAGUAAUUAUUUUUCUAACAGGUUUUUGUUGUUGUUGUUGUUGUCAUUGUUGUUUGUCUCACUCUGUCACCCAGGCUGCAGUGCAGUGGCAUGAUCAUAGCUCAACGUAGCCUUGACCUCCCUGGCUCAAGCUAUCUUCCCUCCUCAGCCUCCUGAGUACUAUUAUUUUUUUCUCUUCUGGUUGUAUAUUUUCAAUAGUCCAUCUUGGAGCAUGCUGAUUCUUUCUUCUAUUUGAUCCAUUCUGCUGUUGAUAUCUAUUGCAUUUUUCAUUUCAUUUAUUAUACUCUUAAGCACCAAUAUUCGUUCAAUUUUUAAAAUUACUAUUUCAAUUCCUGUUAAAUUCCUCUGAUAGAUUUCUUAAUUGAUUCUGUGUUUUCUUGAAGUUUGCUGAGGUUCCUGAAACAACUAUUUUGAAUUAUUUGCUUGAAUGAUCACAUAUCUCCAUCACUUUAGGGUCAGUCUCUGGCACCUUAUUUUGUCCACUUUGUAGUGUUAUAUUUUCCUUGAAUGUUCCUGACACUUGCUGAUGUCUGACAAUGUCUUUACAUUGAAGGAUUAGGUAUUUAUUUUAGUCUUCACAGUCUGGUUUUGUUUGUACCUGCCGUUCUUCAGAAAGCCUUUCAGUAAUUCUAAGCUGACUAAUUUUUUGUUCCUUCAGCCUGUGAUCACUACAGUCAUUGUGGCACUAGAGGAUGGUCUAAGCCCAGGCUUGCUGUGAGUCUUGCAAAAAGGUCUAAGAUUAAUGUGGCUUUUUGGCAAGAAUAGACUUGGGGAAGAUCUAAGGAGACUAUUAAGGCUGUCUGGGAAUGUUGGCCAGGAGUUUGAGUUCAGAAGAUUGUCCCCAGUGGCCCAGGUGAAUGUUCUUCAUAGCAGGCAUAUGCACAAGUGGAUGAGUCCCUGACUGUAGUGAAAGUGUCUAGAGUUGAGCCUGGGCUCCUUCAGGAUCUGCUGGUGGGCCUGUCUCAUUGACCUAGACAGGUGAGUGUCACUCAGCGUGUCCUUGCCUAAGUGGGGGUAGUUCCUUGACUGCAACAGGAGGGACCAGAGAUGAGACAGGGCCCCCUCAGGAUCUGCUGUGGAAUGAAGGGUAAUAUGCAUGUUACAUUGACUCAGAUGGGCACGUAUCUCCCAGCAGAUCUCUGUAUAGAUGACAUAGUUUUCUGAAUGCAACAAGAGGGACUGAAGCUUACAGUGAGUCCCGUUGGAAUUUGUUGUGGGACAGAUGCUGGAGAGCCUAGUCUUGACUCAGAGGAGUGUGUGUCACUCAGCAAGUUCUUGAAUAGAUAAGAAUAGUUCCUUGACUUCUGCAAAAGGUGCUGGAGCUGAGACUGGACCCCCUUGGGAUCUGCUGUGGGAAGGAGGCUUAAAAUCCUGGUCUCACUGGCUCAGACAGGUAAGUUUUUCCCAGCAGGUCUCAGCACAGAUGGCAUAGUUCCCCAACUACAGUGAGAGAGGCCAAAGCUGAGACUGGGUCCCCUUGGGACCUGCUGUGGGAUAGAGGUUGGCAUGCCCAUCUGUGAGGCUUAGACUCCCAGGCUGGGGGAUAUGGGUGAGUCUCCCUCUGGGUCCUUGUGUGAGCAUCUCUGAGCUGUAAGGUCAGCUGAGGAAGGAUGGAGCAGCACCACAGGGUUACUGUCAGGUUCACUGCUGAGACCAAUGUCAGUGGGCAGGUGAGAGUGUGCAAGAUUCCUUCUGGACCUCUUGGCAGAUAGUUUUGGUUCCAGGCUCAAGAACAAAUGGAGCUUUAGCCAAACUCCUUGAGAGACUUGGCAGUGAACCCAGAAACAAGCUUGGUGGGGCAGAUCAGCCACCUGGGUGUUGGUCUGCAUGCUUAAAAACAACCCUAAUAAGUCCUAGGCUUCAAUGAGGUUUCACAAAUUCCUACUUGAAUCCUGAGGCUCCUGAAGAGAGAGUUUUGACUGUAAAUAGGUACAGAAUUCUUGUUGCUGUGGAGGCAUAUGAGUGGGUUACCUUUUACUCUGCCAUCUUGGUGACAUCAUCUCAACAUGUUCCAGUUUUAGAAAUGUUAAAGCUGUGGAGAAAUACAUGUCUUUGACUAGAUGAAACUUCCCAUUUUUGGUUCCAUUCAGACCCCUGACAACAUUUAAAGCUCAUUUACUGUAUUUUAUUUUUGCUCUUAAUUAUACCGCUUAAUAUAUUUAUCUGGUUCUUAAAGCCAUAGCUGAUCAAAAGGAAGAACUUUAGAAUUGCAAAGAUUAAAAUUAUUUGUGUAUUGCUUUACAAUUUGAAAACUGCUUUCGCGUGUCCAAACUAAUUUAACAACCAUAUUUUGUUUUACAACUAUAUUGGGUACUAUUAUUAUCUUCAUACCCACUUUACAGAUAAGGAAACUGAGAUUCUAAGUGAGGUUAAGAUGCUGAACAUUAGUACCUGCAUACAUCUGAAUUCAAAUGUAGCCUUCGUGAUGCCAAAAUGUAUGCCCUUUCCACUCACUUUUCUACCAAUAAGGAGAGAGCGAACGCAAGAGAAGGCAUUGCCGGCAUUAGAGAAUGAUGAUCAAAGCUACACAACCUCAAUAAUGCAAAUGAACAGACAAUAUGUAUAUAAAAGAGCUGAAAAGACUACUUUAUUAAAAAAUAAAGCAGUCUAAAGUCAUUACGUGUUGAAGUAAACAACGUUAGGCCCCCAGGUAUCUAUAGCAGAUGUUCAUGAUGUUGAUUUGAGCAAUUGAGAUGAAGUGAACUAGUACUUAUUUUUCCUGCUAUUUCUUUUUCAGCAAGGAAGGAGUUCAGUUUAGAAAGUUCAACAUCCCAAGUGGUUAAUUUAAUAAUUAUUAUUUAGAAAAUAAUUUUCUUUGGAUUUUUUAUAUUCAAGAUAUGAUAAGUUAUCACACAUGUUACAUUGCACUCCAGUAAUUGUGACUUUGACAGUCUAAUAAGUCUUCAUUAUUAUUUUUCUGAUUAUGAAUGCUUUGUAUAUAUAUGCUUUAUAGCUUAUUUAAAACAUUGAGAAAGGUAUAAAUGAACAGAAAGUAAAAAUUAAAUUAAAAACCAAAACCGAAAGAAAAUCUAAACACCUAAAUCUCACCAUUGUUAAAAUUUGACAUAUCCUUCCAUAGUCUUUUUUCAUGCAUUCAGAAAUAGAACUGAUAUAAUAUUAAAGGUAUUUAGUAUCAUGCGUUCCUCUUCAGACAUAAUCAUAACCUACAUAGUAUUCCACUGUAAAUAAUAAUAGCUGGUAGUAUUUUUAAUGGAAUAAAUUUUAUAAGAUAAAAUAAUUGUAUAGAUGAUAUUUGACAUCUAGAAAGCAGGAGUAAAGACUAUUUUCCUAUUGUCUCUCUUAAUUGAAAAUAGAAAAAGUUCAAUAUACACUGGGAGGUGGCUGGGUGAACAGUCCCCUGGACGUUUGUUAUUUCCUUGUGAAGGCAUAGGCUGGAAUAUGUGAGUGCUGCCCAGGGAUUGUGUCCUAUGGCAUGGUGUCAUUACCUCCCUGGUGGACAUUCUAAUUAGGGAACAUGAUCCUCCUUUGGUAGAAGGAUGCUAUGCUUGUCAUAUGUUUAAAGCAAGAAUAAAAGAUUUCCUUUAGAACCAGCUUUGUGCCAAGCUCAGGGUUCUAAUUAUCCAGCACUUUGGGGGAAUUUCUUCAAGAGGUGGAAUUUGAACAGGCAUCACUUGCCUCAUCAUUUUUAGAUGUUUAUCUUACAUUUUUGAAGUUUUAUUCUGUAUAUUUGAAAUGAUUUCAGUAUAAUUGGAUUCAGUUGAGAGAUUGAUGUCUGUGAGUUUGAUGUUUGAGGCCAUGGUAGGACAAUGUAAUAUUUUACUAUUGCUUUUUUUCUGUAAAACUGACUUGAAAGCUUCUAAAAUCAUAUUUCCUGCAUAAUUAUAACAGUUAAUCUGGGCUACCCAUGAAGUAGAGAGCUAAGGGAAGAGUGAGCCUACUGUGAAGGAUUAGAAUAAUGGGGAGCUUGGAGUAUGCCUUUUCUGCCUCAUGUCUUCUUAAAAUAGUCUUUCUCAAAAGCCAUUAUCUCCAACUCUCUCUGCUGCUUCUUCCAGCAGAAGACUCUUCCCUAUUUAAAAAAGUAAUAUUCCUAAUAAAACCUUCAUAUUCCUUUGUAUUUCCUCUAAUGUAUCUGGUAAACAGGCGUAAGCUUAGACAAUGUCAGAAGCUUUUUAACAUCUUUUCUAUGUUUGAAGAUUUCCCUCAAUUUUAUUGUGUCCCUACUCUCAAUGCAGAAUCCAGAAAUUUGUCCUCCCAGCCUAUUUUGGAGCAGGGAGAGAGGCAUGUGACCUGGAUAUUCCCAACCAGAAACAUCCUUAGAAAACUUUGAUUCACAAGAGAGAAUGUGAGGAAGCAAUCACCCUCAUGGGAGCUUGAUCAGGCAAGCCUGAUGGCUGAAGAGUAUGGCUUUGGGGGACAGAGAUGUUAGAAAUUUUGGCAUCCAGGAUGCAGUGCAGCUUCAGUACAUGUCUCCAUUGGCAGAAACAGUGUGGUCUGCGUGAACAGUCCCUGAAUCUCACUCUUGGUUGCACAUCUUCCAACCCUGACUCCCAGCUCAGGUAUGUUUUGAGCAAAGCAGAUUUUUUUCUAUAAAUAAAAAAAAAUGCUGUAGUUUUUAAUUCUAAAUCCUGAGAAACACACUAUGUCCCCCUAUCCACUAUGCUAUCCCCCUUUUCCUCUCCAGUAUAAGGCUCUGCCUUAUUCUUGCUUAUAACUUUCUUCAUCUUUAUCCAGCAUAGUCUUGCAUAAUUUCCCAGGGCUUACAUAUGUGUCAACACUACAGUUUUUUUUUAGUCAAAUUAAAUUAUCUUAAGCAGCCUGAAGCCACUCUGUAAGGAUUGUUUACUUAUUUUUUGUGAACAAAAAGGUUUUCUCUUGUACUCUUUACAAAUAAUACUUUUUGAAAACUAUGUUUUUUAAAUUAGUGAGCAAAAUCAGUAUCUCUGUAUAAUGUGAGCACAGAUUUUCCUGGACAGGACUGGUAGAGGGAAAGUGGAACAGAAAGAUUAAGGUAAAAGGGGAAAGCCAUAUGAUUUCAUAGCCCCAAGUGAAAAUGAAAGUUACAAUUUAGAUUGAAUGCUUCAGUUUAACAGUCACAUUUUGUUUGUCCUUAUCUAAGUCCCUGUGGCAUAAUGGAAACGCACACAAAAAUGUGAGAUGAUUGUAUUCAAUUCCUUCUUUCCUUAGCUCUGUGAUUUUGGAUAAAUUAUGGCUUUUGAAACUUUGCUUUGUUCAUUUUCAAAAUGCAAUUAUAACACACUGUCCCCCUGAAAAGCUUGUUAUGGGGGUAAGAGGGUGAAGGUAGCAUUAUGACAGUGCUUUAUAACUUGUAGGAAGGAUUAUAAGCAUUGUUAUUUCCAAUGCUCACUUUUUUUUUUCCUGUAGAAUACUAUUCAUCUAUUGAAAAACUUCUAAGUGCUUCAGAGAAUUUAGGAUUAAAGCAGGGAAUAUACCACGCUAAAUAUCUGCUUACUUAAUAUAAACUUUCAGGCUGAGGCAGGCGGAUCACGAGGUCAGGAGAUGGAGACGAUCCUAGCUAACAUGGUGAAACCCCGUCUCUACUAAAAAUACAAAACAUUAGCCGGGCGUGGUGGUGGGUGCCUGUAGUCCCAGCUACUCGGGAGGCUGAGGCAGGAGAAUGGCGUGAACCUGAUAGGCGGAGCUUGCAGUGAGCCGAGAUCACGCCACUGCACUCCAGCCUGGGUGACAGAGUGAGACUCCAUCUCAAAAUAAAUAAAUAAAUAAAUAACUUUCAAUUUUCAUGAAUAUUAUAUUGGAUAGAAUAAAAAAUACACUAUAUAAUUGGGAGAGCAUUAUAGCUGAGAAAAUAUACCAACAUCUCAUAAUUAAUAAUAACUCAAAUCUAACCUAAAUAGCCACCAAAGAGAACACUAGUUUUUUUCUCUUAGAACUGGGGACCAAGGAUGAAAUUUUAGGUAUAACUAGAUUCAGGGGCUUAACCACGGUCUUUGACAGCCUUUCUCCUGGACUUUGAUUUCCGUUGAUUUUCAUUUGGUCUUUUUGGGUGUGGGAGCAGAGUUGACUACUGGAAGCUCUAGACUUGUACUCAUUCAGUUUAGUAAACCCCACAGAAAGUGAGGCUUUUCCUGAUAGUGCCAGCAAAGUUCCAUGCAUUUUCAUUGUCCCAGCCUGAGUUGUGUGCCUAUCUCUGAUCCAAACACUUUGAUUAGGGGGGUAGAAUAUUCUCUUUGGUCACAUCUGAAUCACAUGCCCAAUACAAUAGCUGGUGGAGUCAGCAAGUAAUUUUUGAAACUUGGUGAGGGAGAAUGGGUGGGAGGGGAGAUUCACAAAGAGAGACUAGGCAUAAAAAAUUAUGCCCAUUUAAUACAUUUUGGGAAGGAUCUAUGGCCAAUAUAUUAAGGAACAUAUGUAGAAAGUGCUUUAACUUGCCUGAAUGAAGUCUUGUUCUCUAUAGUUAUCUCUGAUUUAGUAAUCAGUAACUUCGACACCAUCCCCAUGAUCUCUGGAGCAAUAGGCUAUUUUUGCAGAGUGACUGACAAUAUAAAUCAGAUUAUAGUGCUCGUGGUACCAUCACGGUGGACAGAUGCACAGAGAGUAUUUCUAAAGAAAUACUCAUAGAAGAGAGAAAAACAUUAAAGUGGUUGCAAGAAGAAAACAUUGCAGAAUGUGAACAUUUGUGGUCUACUUUUGUGAAUUUUUAAUAAAGGGUUUCUGGCAUGUAGAACUGCCCUGUCUUCAUUAGAAUAAUGUGGAGGCUGCUACCAAGUAGGACACAUAUUCCAGGUGAACCAGGGUACCACUGGGAAGAAAGGACUCUGAGUAUAUUAGUUUUAAGCAUGAUGCUCCCUUCCCAUAAUACACAGUAAAAGCCAAAUACAGGAUUUCCUAACGUGAAAAGCAGAUAUGCAGAAGUGGGAAGAGACCUGAUUUUGAAUUGGAACAUGUGAAUCUUUAUCCCAGUUCUGCCAAGAACUUGCCAUGUAUCCUGAGGUAAAUCCUCUUUCCUAGCUUGACCUUUGUUUCUCAAUUCAAAGAUUCAUUUCAAAGAUUUGAACUUGGCCAGGCGUGGUGGCUCAUGCCUGUAAUCCCAGGACUUUGGGAGGCUGAGAUGGGUGGACCACCUGAGGUCAGGAGUUUGAGACCAGCCUGAUCAACAUGGUUAAACCCCAUCUCUACUAAAAAUACAAAAAAUUAUCCAGGUGUGGUGGCAGGUGCCUGUAAUCCCAGCUACUUGGGAGGCCGAGGCAGGAGAAUCGCUUGAAUCUGGGAGGCGAAGUUUGCAGUGAGCUGAGAUCGUGCUACUGCGCUCUAGCCUGGGCAACAGAGUGAGACUUGGUCGCCCACCAAAAAAGGUUUGAACUUGAUGAUACCAAGAGCUGCUUCCUGCCCAAUGACUUUAUCUUAGUAAAAAUUCUAUGUUUUGAUUCUUUUUGAAAUAUGAAUUAUUUAAUGCAAGUAAUACAUUUGUGUGGUUCAAAAUGUAUAACUAUCAAACGAGCACUGUGAACACCUCCCUUCCAUUCCCAUCUGUGUCUACCAUGUUCUGUACUAAUUUCUACUUUUACUGAUUUUUAAAAUAUCUUUCCAGAGUUUCCUUAUGAAAAUUCAAACAAAUAUAAUUUAUAUCCCACCUCCCAUUUCUCUCACAGGACUUACAUGUGCCUUGUUUUGUUUUGUUUUUUUCUUGAGAUGGAGUUUUGCUCUUGUUGCCCAGGCUGGAGUGCAAUGGUGCGAUCUUGGCUCACCGCAACCUCCAUCUCCCAGGUUCAAGCGAUACUCCUGCCUCAGCCUCCCAAUUAGCUGGGAUUACAGGCAUGCACCACCACGCCCAGCUAAUUUUGUAUUUUUAGUAGAGAUGGGGUUUCUCCACAUUGGUCAGGCUGGUCUCGAACUCCCAACCUCAGGUGAUCUGCCUGUCUCGGCCUCCCAAACUGCUGGGAUUAUAGGUGUAAGCCACCGCACCCAGCCAGCAUGUGCCUUUUUUUAAACUGAAUAUAUCAUGGACCUUUUUAUGUAUCACUAUGUAAGCCACUCCUCAUCCUGUAUUUAGCCUCUUGCUAAAUACAACAGAUACAACAGGUCCUCAAAUAACAUUUUUUUUCAACAUCAUUUUGUAUAACAUUGAUGAGGAAAAAAAAAAUUCCAAACAGGGGCCACUGUCUAUAUGGAGUUUGCAUGUUAGCAUGUUCUACCCAUGUCUGCAUGGAUUUUCUCUGUACUCUACUUUCCUCCCACAUCCCAAAGAUGUUAGGUUAAUUGGUGUGUCUAAAUGCUCGCAGUCUGCGUGAGUGUACCCUGUGAUAGGAUGGCGUCCUGUUCAAGAUUGGUUUCCACCUGGCACCCUGAGCUGUUGCAUAACCUCAGGCCACUCACAACCCUGAAUUGGAAUAAGUGGAUAAAAAAUCAUCUUACUCAUUUUUAUUAAUCUGUUUAAAAUGCAUGUAGGGCUCACAUUUAUUUCUAUGUUUAAUAUUAGAAGUGUUUUGGUUUUUAUUUAGAACUUCGGUGAUGUUUUUGUGACCAGCAUGCCAUAGGAAUUUAACUCUUGCUUGUAUGAGUUAGCCUAUGAUAAAAUUGUUUUUGUUAUACAUCAUUUCAUUCAAAGUUGCAGUUUCCAAGAAUCUAUUGAGGACAUUAAGUGAGUAUUUUGUUCUUACAAAUAAUGCUAUGCAAGCAGACACACCUGUAAGACAAAUACUAGAGGUGGAAAAGCCAGGUCAAAGAGCAAAUGCUCUUGUCGUUUAUAUUUUUCAGGACUGCCUUCUCUAGGGUUCAUAUAAAUUUAUACUCAAUCUGAAACAUGCACUCCAAAAAAUACAAGCAAAUUGAAUACAGUGACCUAUAAAAAGAAUUGUACACAGUGACCAAGUGGGAUUUAUCCCAGGAUGGCAAGGUUGGUUUGAACAUAUGAAAAUCAAUUAAUAUAAUUCAUCAUAUCAGUAGAAUAAAAACAAAAAUUACAUGAUUAUCUCAAUAAACACAGAAAAAGCACUGGACAAAACCCAACUUCCUUUCAUGAUAAAAAUACUCCCAACUGGAAAAUAGAAGGGAGCUUCCUCAAUCUGAUAAAAGUUAUCUAUGAAAACUCAUAGCCAAAAUUAUAUUUAAUGGAAAAAUGAUUUUUGUCCUAAAAUCAGGACCAUCUCAAUGCUAUCUGCUCUUAGCAUGACCAUACAACAUUACAUUGGUGGUGCUAGCCCUAGCAACUAGACAAGAUAAGAAAGGCAACUGGAUUGGAAUGGAAGUGAAAGUGUCUGUAUUAGCAGAUAACAUAAUCUUGUAUAUAGGAAAUCCUAAAAAAUUCACUCGAAACCUGUUAGAACUAUUAAAUGAGUUCAUCCAGGUUUCAGGAUACAAGAUCCUACAUAAAAAUCAGUUUUUCUUCUACACACUUGUAAUGAACAAUCCAAAACUGAAAUUAAAACAAUUCCUUUUAGAAUCAUAUCAAAAAGAAUAAAAUACCUAGAAAUAAAUUUUAACAAAGAAGUAAAACUUAUGCUCUGAAAAUUACAAGACAUUAUUGAGAGAAAUUAAAGAGCUAAAUAAGUGGAAAGCAUCUCGUGUUUAUAGAUUGGAAGGCUUCAUUUACAUUGUUAAGAUGGCACUACUCCCCAAACUGAUCUACAGAUUCAAUACAAUCCCUGUCAGAACCUCAGCUUACUUUAUGUAGAAAUGGGCAAACUAGUUAGAAAAUUCAAGUAGUAUCGCAUAGACCCAGUACAGCCAAGAUGAUCUUGAAAAAUAAGAGCAAACAAAGACAAUUCACCUUUCCUUAUUUCAUGACUUUGUAAUUUAUUUAAUAUUUCCUCAUUUCAUGACUUAGCAUCUUAAUGGUAAUUAAGAUAAUGUGGUACUGGCAUAAGGAUAGGCACAUUGCUCAAUAAAACAGAACUGAGAGUCCAAAAAUAAGCCCGUACAUCUGUGGUCAACUCACUUUCAACAAGGGUUUCAAGACCGUACAAUGGGGAAAGAAUAGACUUUUCAACAAAUGAUGCUUAGGCAAGUAGAUUUCUACAUGCAGAAGAAUAAAGUUGGACCUCUAUUUCAUGCCACAUACAAAAAUUAACUCAAAAUAUAUCAAAUACCCAAAUGUAAGAGUUAAAGCUGUAAUAUUCUUAUAGUAAAUGAUAGGGGUACAUCUUUAUGACCUGAGACUUGGCAAAAGAUUCUUAGACAUGACAUCAAAAGCAUAAACAAUAAGAAAAAAAUAGAUAAAUUUGAUUUCAUCAAAAUGAAAAACACUUGUACCUUAAAGGACACCAUCAUUAAACUGAUAAGACAACUCACAGAAUGGGAGCAAAAAUUUGCGUAUCGCAUAUCUAAUGAAGGACCUGUCCCUAGACUAUAUAAAGAACUCUUACAACUCAGCAAUAAAAAGACAAUAACGCAAUUUUAUAAUGAGCAAAAAUCUGAAUUGAUAUUUCUUCUAAAAAGAUAUAAAAAUAUAUACUUAUUAGUAUAUGAAAAAAUGUGAGAACCAGAGCAUAGGGCCAGGCAUUGGGAGAGCUCCCGCAUAGGACAAGAUGGCAUCUUCUGCAGAGCUGGACUUCAACCUGCAGGCUCUUCUGGAGCAGCUCAGCCAGGAUGAGUUGAGCAAGUUCAAGUCUCUGAUCAGAACAAUCUCCCUGGGAAAGGAGCUACAGACCGUCCCCCAGACAGAGGUAGACAAGGCUAAUGGGAAGCAACUGGUAGAAAUCUUCACCAGCCACUCCUGCAGCUACUCGGCAGGGAUGGCAGCCAUCCAGGUCUUUGAAAAGAUGAAUCAAACGCAUCUGUCUGGGAGAGCUGAUGAACACUGUGUGAUGCCCCCACCUUAACCCCUCAGGGAUAGUGAGUUGAUGGCUGAGCUAGAUGUUGCUUUAGCCUUGGUUCUGCCUCCAUUUUACAUGCACAUGUUGCUUAACCUUGUUAUAUAUGAAAUAUCUAUAUCACCAGUAUUUUGAGAUAAAUAAAGGUGAAAUAAUUCACAAACAUUAAAAGAAAAGAUGCCUGACAACUUUAGUAUUCAGGGAAAUGCAAAUCAAAACUAUGAUGAGAUACCACUUCAUAUCCACUAGGCUGGCUAGAAUAGAAAGAUACUAACAAGUAUUGGCACAGAUGUGGAGAAACUAGAAUCCUCAUAUACUGCUUAUGGAAAUGUGAAAUUGUGCAGCCACUUUGGAAAACAGGAUGGCAAUUUCUCAAAUGAUAAACAGAGUUCUCAUAUGAUCUACUAUUAUAUUUAUAAGUACAUGAUCAAGAGAAAUAAAAACAUAUAAACACAAAUGUUUAUAGUGUCAUUGUAUACAAUAGCCAAAAGGUGGAAACAACCUAGUGUCUGUGAAUGGACAAAUGAAUAAACAAAUUGUGGCAUAUGCAGCUAAUGAAAUAUUAUUCGACAAAAAUGAAGUAUUGAUCACAUGCUUAAACAUGAUUGAACAUUGAAAACACUAUGCUAAAUGAAAGAAGCCUGUCAUAAAAGACAAAAUAUUAUAUGGUCACAUCACAUAUGAUAUGAUUCCAUUCAUAGGAAAGUUCAGAAUGGCCAAAUUUAUAGAGUCAGAAGUAGAUAACAGGUUGCUUAGGACUGGGAAGGAGAGUUGGUGAGUAGAGGGGAAUAGGGAGUAAUAGCUAAAACAUUUAAAAUUGCUUUUCGAGGUGAUGAGAAUAUUCUGAAAUCAACUAUGGUGAUGAUGGUACAUAUCUGUGAAUAAGCUAAAAACAUUUAAUUGUAUUCUUUAAAUGUCUGAGUUGUGUGAUAUGUGAAUUAUAUCUCAAUAAAUGUUAAAAAUGCAAAAAAUGAGACAAUGAAUGUUUAUCAUCUUUUCAUAUGUUUAAAGACCGUUAAUAUUUCCAUUCAAUGAACUAUUUAUUCAUACUCUUGACAAUUUUCCUUUUUUAUUCCAUUUUUGUUUUGUUUUGUCUUUUUCUCAUUGAUUCUAGGAACUCCUUUUAUGUCUGAGAGAUUAGUACUAUCUGGAUAUGAGUUGCAAUUUCUUUUCUUUUUGACUUUGCUUAUGAUUUUCCCCACAGCAGAAGACUACAAUUUUAUGUAUGUGCAUUAAUCUAUCACUACUUUUAUGGCUUCCAGAUGAGACUCAUAGAAAGAUCUUUCCUAGUCCAAGGGAAUAAAAUAAUUCUCCUAUCUUUACUCCUGAUUCAUUCAUGGUUACAUUUUAAUAUUUGCCUUUAAAUCUGUAAUCUAUUUAGCCACUUUUUCCCAGCAAAGGUAUGAAGUAUGUAUCCAGCAUUCUUCUUUUCAGGCAGCCAGCCAAGGAUACCAGAACCUUUAUUGCAAUCUCAUCUUUUCCCUACAGAUUUGAAAUGUACAUAGUAAACUUCCUAAUAUAUCUGGCUUUCUCCCCUCCCUCCCUCUUUCUUUCCUUCUUUCUUUCUUUCUUUCUUUCUUUCUUUCUUUCUUUCUUUCUUUCUUUCUUUCUUUCUUUCUUCCUUUCUUUCUUUCUUUCUUUCCUU
Pan troglodytes (chimpanzee) is the source of this 37429-nucleotide messenger RNA. It is a transcript of the gene PYDC2, whose product is annotated as pyrin domain containing 2. The record is from RefSeq and is a predicted model, not a curated record. The transcript has a single exon. NCBI's taxonomy places the organism in Eukaryota, Metazoa, Chordata, Mammalia, Primates, Hominidae. The coding region runs from base 35500 to 35793 and encodes 97 amino acids.